Messenger RNA from Rhagoletis pomonella (apple maggot), 1675 nucleotides. Its product is annotated as gamma-aminobutyric acid receptor alpha-like. Gene Ontology annotation, cellular component: membrane; synapse; neuron projection. Lineage: Eukaryota; Metazoa; Arthropoda; Insecta; Diptera; Tephritidae. Gene Ontology annotation, biological process: regulation of membrane potential; signal transduction; chemical synaptic transmission. Bases 1 to 1533 code for a protein of 510 amino acids. The transcript has 7 exons. Gene Ontology annotation, molecular function: extracellular ligand-gated monoatomic ion channel activity; neurotransmitter receptor activity; GABA-A receptor activity. The record is from RefSeq and is a predicted model, not a curated record.
AUGCAUUCCGCUGCUGCUAUCCACCACCACCACCAGCACCACCACCACAAACCUUCAGCAACCCCUGCUAGUGGGCGCCACCGCACAAUUGGCCUUUUAAGCAGCUUCAUGCGUCGCUUAUUAAAACUUUUGAUUAGCUGCAUUCUCAUGCCGGCCAUACAACAUCACAUUCACAUUAAUUGGUCUCCAAUGUCAACAUCUCCAACGUCCAGCAUGGUGGUGCAUGCAUCUGCCAUCUCCCUUUCUGUCUCGAUGUCCACAACGAAUGCAACCAAUGUCGCCGGAGUGUCUGUGCGCAGCGCUGCGCAUGACGUCGGUGUUAUGUCUGCUGCAGCGGCUUUGUCCGGCUUGGGUUCACGUGCGCCCGCUUCCUGGUCGGUGGCUGCUUCUCACAUGCGCUUGACGCAACGCAACAAUCAUGCGAAUAUUUCCGAGUUGCUGGACAAUUUAUUACGUGGCUAUGAUAAUAGCAUACGACCGGGAUUUGGCGGCCCACCAGCUACAGUUGAAGUUGACAUAAUGGUACGCAGUAUGGGUCCAAUUUCCGAAGUGGAUAUGACAUAUUCCAUGGAUUGCUAUUUCCGUCAAUCGUGGGUGGAUAAACGUUUAGCCUUCAAGGGCGCUCAAGAUACAUUGGCUUUGAGUGUUUCGAUGUUGGCGCGCAUUUGGAAACCCGACACUUACUUCUAUAAUGGCAAACAAAGUUAUCUACAUACCAUUACGACACCAAAUAAAUUUGUGCGCAUCUAUCAGAAUGGCAGGGUGUUAUAUUCGAGCAGAUUAACAAUCAAAGCUGGCUGUCCAAUGAAUUUAGAAGACUUUCCUAUGGAUAUACAAAAGUGUCCACUAAAGUUUGGCUCAUUUGGCUACACGACAGCGGAUGUUGUUUAUCGUUGGAAUCGCGAGCGACCAGCUGUUGCCAUUGCUGAGGAUAUGAAAUUGUCACAAUUCGAUUUGGUUGAUUGCCCCGCUGGCAACCUCACCGAUGUGAUCUACAAAGCCGCUGCACCGCAUGAUGCAACAUCGGACAGCAGCAACAAUAGGGGUGGCAAUAGAAAUAGCAACAAUUACUACUACAACAACAUGAAUGCGGGCAACGAUUUCAACCACAAUCGUUACAAUCAGAAAUAUGGCAGCAAAUCGAUGAGUACGUUUGCGGGGCCGGGUGCAAAGAAUCAACAUGUACGCGGUACUGGGUCGCAGUUGGACAAAGGUGCUUUCCGACGUCGCAAGCGAGGGCGCGUCGGGUUCGAUAUGUCCGACGAGGAUGAUGAGGAGGCACAUUUGCGAGCGAGUGAAGAACCCACUCCACAUCGUGCCUCCGGCAAGAGACGCAUGUCCUUCUAUCGGCGCGAAGAGUUAGAGGCGCGUCGCAAAGGCAAGCGUGUGCCGCAGUACAAUUCCGUUUCGAAAAUCGAUCGCGCAUCACGUAUCGUCUUUCCGAUGCUCUUCCUACUCAUCAAUGUAUUCUAUUGGUAUGGUUAUUUGUCGCGCAGCUCACGAAUAUUAGCGAAUACGCCAACGACCACCUGAUGUUACCUUUUAGCAAUUUAGAGCAAGUCCGAGAGGAAAUCAAACGAAUGGCAAUGGAGCAGCGUGUAAGGGGCGUAGCAUCACUAACUUAUUUGGAAUAAAAACUUAUUAAUUUGCUAAAUGCUGGUAGUACGAAUUUGGU